AUGAAGCUCGACACCAUCCUCUUCAGUGCCGCUGCGGCGACGGCGUUCAAUCUGGGAAAUGUCCAGUUCCCUUUCUCUCAUGGGUCACUAGAUUCGUCACCUCUUCUCGAUUUACACAAGUCGCUCGUCGAGCGACCCUCAAUUACUGGCUCAGAGAAGCACGUCACUGACUUUCUCAAAACAUACCUCCAUGAUGCAGGUUUCACCGUUGAGGCUCAGACGGUCGCCAAGAACCGCGAUAACGUCUUGGCUUACUUCAAUAACACGAGAAACACAAGAGUCCUCGUGACGUCUCAUAUUGACACUGUUCCCCCAUUCUGGCCUUAUGAGCGGCGAGGUGAUGAGAUCUGGGGUCGAGGAACAGUCGAUGCAAAGGGCAGUGUCGCAGCGCAGAUCAUUGCUGUCCGAGACCUAUUUGAGAAAAAAGCAGUCAGUGAAGGCGAUGUAGCGCUGUUGUUCGUGGUGGGUGAAGAGACAGGCGGACCGGGAAUGGGCAACGUCAAUGAUCUAGGUCUAUCCUGGGAGUCCGUCAUCUUUGGUGAACCAACAGAACUCAAACUUGCACGAGGUCACAAAGGUGGACUGGGCUUUACUAUCAAAGCAAACGGAAAGGCUGGUCAUUCUGGAUACCCUGAGACGGGAAGCAAUGCUAUUGAUAGUCUUGUUCGUGGAUUAGCUGCUCUCCAAAAGAUUGAGUUGCCUGGAAGCAAAGAGUUUGGGAACACUACUCUCAAUGUGGGUAGGAUUGAAGGUGGUGUUGCUGGAAAUGUCAUCCCAGCGAGUGCCUAUGCUACAGGAGGAGUCAGAGUCGCUGGUGGAACUCCAGAGGGUAUCAGGGAGCUAAUACGUCAGGCGGUUGAGGAGAGUGACCCGAGCCUUGUCGUUGAGUUCUCGUAUGGUAUUGGACCAGUGCCAACGGAUUAUGACGUUGACGGCUUUGAGACUGUAGUACUGAACUACGGGACAGAUAUCCCGAGACUCAAGGGGAGCCAUAAAAGAUAUCUGUACGGACCUGGCUCGAUUCUCGAGGCGCACUCUGCGCAUGAGCACUUGAAGGUUUCGGAUCUGGAGCAGGCUGUUGAGGGGUACAAGAAGCUGAUAUCUCAUGCUCUUGAUCAAGCUUCUGAGCUCUGA
This is a messenger RNA of Fusarium subglutinans, 1134 nucleotides long. Its product is annotated as acetylornithine deacetylase. Gene Ontology annotation, molecular function: hydrolase activity. Bases 1 to 1134 code for a protein of 377 amino acids. The record is from RefSeq and is a predicted model, not a curated record. Lineage: Eukaryota; Fungi; Ascomycota; Sordariomycetes; Hypocreales; Nectriaceae. The transcript is spliced from 2 exons.